Molecule: messenger RNA, 4390 nt
Organism: Galleria mellonella (greater wax moth)
Lineage: Eukaryota; Metazoa; Arthropoda; Insecta; Lepidoptera; Pyralidae
Product: RING finger protein 121
Exons: 8
Coding region: 127-1077 (316 amino acids)
Cellular component (GO): endoplasmic reticulum membrane; Golgi membrane
Molecular function (GO): metal ion binding; ubiquitin protein ligase activity
Source: RefSeq, a predicted model, not a curated record
UGACAGAAUCUUUCUUAUCUAUUUUAUGUCUUUAAACGAAAAUAUUUCAUUAAUCCAAUUAAUUAUAAUUAAUGUAAAUAUUUUUACUAAUAAUUUAGUAUAUUUCGUGCAUUUAUAAUAAUAAAUAUGGAUUUGCAUCGCCCAGUUGAUCCUAAUAAGACCUAUGAAGAAAUGACAGCCGAAGAAAAAUUAAGAUAUGACCACCAAAAGUUACAUGAGAUGCAUCGCGGCCAUGAGUCUAUGCACACCACAAUGGUAUUAAUACUGAUCGGAACCCUCAUUGUGGCUCAGAUUAUUGUUGUGGAAUGGAAAAAAAGGCAUUAUAGGUCUUAUGCUUUCUUUACAAUGGUGGCGAUGUGGUCAAUACCAGUACUUAUGAGCAUUAAAAACCAAUGGUGGAGAUUCAUUACCAUAUGGUCUGUUUUCACACUUCUAACUGCUCUUAUUAUUAGGAAAUCUACACAUAAACCUAUGUCUGUUACAACCCCAAGAUUGGUAUAUAAAUGGUUCUACCUUAUAUACAAAUUAAGCUGUUUCCUGGGCGUGUUUGGGUAUGUGCUGAUGAUGCUGACAUUCCUCGGUCUAAACAUAAUGUUCGGACACAAGCCCCAGCAGUGGAUGGACGUGGCGCUAGUGUUCCUUUUCUACGGGUUGUACUUUGGAGUAUUAGGACGGGACGUCGCCGAGUAUUGUACUGAUAAAAUGGCCGCUACAAUUGGUUACUACACUCAAGAAGGCAUGCCGACCCGGCAGCUCGAGAGUAACGUGUGCGCAGUCUGCGGCAACCAAUUACUUGUAAAUGUUAAUGAAGAAGGAGUUUUAGAGAAUACGUACAAGUUGACGUGUGGUCAUGUGUUCCACGAGUUCUGUAUACGAGGCUGGUGCAUAGUGGGCAAAAAGCAGACCUGCCCAUACUGCAAGGAGAAAGUUGAUCUCAAACGGAUGUUCACUAACCCCUGGGACCGGCCGCAUAUCCUCUACGGUCAGCUACUGGACUGGAUCCGAUGGUUGGUUGCAUGGCAACCCCUCAUCCUGUUCCUCGCUCAAGGCAUCAACUGGCUGUUCGGAUUAGAAUGAGAAUGAUAGUGCUGUGAACCUUUGGUGACAACGUGUGUUCCACCGUAUCGUUUGUAGAUCGAACUGUCCUGAAUGAGAUACGUAAUACGUAAGAAUAAUUUCUAGUUUAAAUUCUUUUAUUGUAUUUUUUGUUGAGAUAGUUAUUUACUGUAUAUUUCGAACGCUUGAUUGUUACAUUUUGUAAUAUAUCUAAUUAAAAUACUUGGAAAGACUGAUAGGCUCGGAUAAAGUUUUUGGUUUUGCAUUUUUAAUUUACAAUUUAUAUUGCUAGGGUUUUUUUUGUUUUGUAUUUCCACUCGGGUGUUGAAGAGUGAAUUAAUUUUUUUUUUUUUUUUUACUAAUGAACAAUAAAUAUGAUUAAAAAAAAAUCUAUAAAUAUUUCUUUUAUGUAUGAUGCAAACAAUUAAAAUUUAUAAUCAGCAAAUUCUAAGGCUAAAAAGGUUAUACAGGUCAUCGUACUCAGCAAUAGUCGAUUGCUUGGGUACCUCUGUCCCAUUCGUGCUUCUACCGUGAAGCAGUUGUGUUUGCAUGGCUGUGUUUCGGUUUGAAGGGUGGGGGAUAUGGCGUGAAUUUACAGGGUACAGAGGAAUAACACCUGAGUCCUCAGGAAUGGCAACGCAUGGGGAGUAUCAUUGGCGAAAUAGUAUACUCUGUUGUGUCCAUGGUACUGCUCAUGUCUAUAGGCGACGGUUACUACUUUCCAUCAGGUGGGCCGACAGAUUGUUUGCCAUUUUAAGUUGUAUACAAAAAUAAUUCAAUAUAUAUCUUUCAGCGUCUUAGCACAUUUUGCAAUGAUGUAUACAAGUAAAAAUUAUACGUAUAGUAUAUUAUUGGGAUGAAUGUGGAAAGUUGAGAUAAUAUUUUACAUUUUUGGGUAGCCUUAUAACAUUCAGCCAGUUUGCCAUGCAAAUUUAGAUACUUAUAUUAUUAUACUUUACAACUAUCGAAUUCUUAUGUCUUAGGUGACAUUUUGUCUCACUCUGUAUCUUCUACAGCUUGUACAACGGAUUGUGCUCAGAGGAAUUGUUCAAUAUGAUGCCCACGGCCAUUCUCUACCAUCGUACGGCUCGCCUUUAACAGGGCGUUUACCCUCAUACCCUACAGCCUAAAUGGUCGUGUACAACGCGUUUUCAGAGAUAUUUCUUCCACGAACAAUUAGGUUAUGGAAUGAGCUCCCUGCCGAGGUUUUCCCAAAAGACAUGGGGUUCUUCAAAAGCUACGUAGGCUACGGUAACCGCUUACUAUCAGGUGGGCCGUAUGCUUGUUUGCCGCUUCAGUGGUAUGAAAAAAAAACUUUACAACUGUCCAGUUAUGAUCUAUAAACAAUACAAGGUGUUUGUAUAAUUUUUUUAUAGGCGAAGUACAUAGAAUAAGUAAAUGUAUGUAUAAAGGGUUUUUGUACUUUAGUGUACAUAGCUGAGAAUAUUGUGAGAAUUUGUGUGAUUGUGACUUCGUUAUUAUAUCGUUGUAGAGUGGUUGAGGUGUAAGGAGGUUAUUACACUAUCAUAUAUAGGAUCAUAUGUAUUAGUUAUUGACGUGCUUUUUAAUAUGUUGUGUUUUGGUAGAAACAAAAAAAUACUUUUGUUUUUACUUAAAUAAAAAUUAUUCCUCUUUCAAGAAUAAUGUAAGUAUGGAGUUCACUUGGUAUCAAUGUUUUAUUUAAUGUAUUUAAGAUUUGUAUGAUAUGUAUGAGAGUGUAAUGACCUCCAAAAUGUACCCAACGCGUGUGUCGUGUACGUUAAUUCAUAUCCGCAUUGGGCAGUACAAAACCUAGUCCAUGUAUUUAAAUGAUAUUGGUCAAAUGUGAAAUAAACAAGAUGUGACAAAGUCAUGACACAUUUUUGUCAUGAUUAUUCCCAAUUUGUAGACAGUUCGUAUAUUGAUAUAAUGCCUUUAACUGUCCACUGCUGAACAUAAGCCUCUCCUUAGGGGGUUUUGCCAGUAGUUGCCACGCUUGGCAGGUAGAUUGGCAACCACAGUCAGGCUUUAGAGAUGUUUUAAGAGGGACACUGCUGCCCAUCCCUCGUCCUCCCUUAAUCGGCUUUUACGACAUCCACGGGAAAGAAAGGGAUGGCCUAUUCUAAGCCACGAAUAAGGACCACACGGCCGCACGGUUUGUAUGUCUUGAGUUUAUUCUAUUUGUGGCAUAAACUUACAUUUUCAUAAUUUAAAAAACACUGUGCAUCGAAUUGAAAUCAAAUCGAAUAUACGUCAAACAAAUGACGUCCAUUUGACGAUUUAAUCCCAAUGUGAUUGUGAUUGACACAUCACAAUAUAAAAAUAAUGUAUUAUGAGCAUCUUUAUUUCCUUUUGCGUCUAAAUGUAAGUAAGAGUUAUGUCGUAUAGGGAGGUCAAAGAUGUGGCCUGAAAAUGAGCUGGCUGGAAAAGAACACAUGAAUUAGUUGACCCGAAAAGAAGAAAUUCUUAUUUUUUUUUUUUAAUUUAAGAAUGAGGGAAAGACAUUUGACCAGUAUCAUAAGAAGUAUUUAUCUAGAUUUGUGAGUAUUAUGUUAUUAUGGGUGUGGCCAUUAUGCGCAUUUUGCCAUUACGGUCAAAUUCAUAAGGUGUUCGGUAUUAUAACUUUUGGUCCAAUAAUUUAUUUUCCUUAAUACAUUAUUUAGAUUUUUUUUAAUGAAAUUGUAUGAUGUCCUCUAUAUUCUAUGUAAUUUUAUACAAUGGAGUCCUCUAUUGUACAAAAUCAAGUGAUGUUGUAACUUAUGAUGAUUGAGUCCACGGAAAUUUAAAGUGAUAAAGAGUCAAUACUCUGGAAAGGAAAAAUGUGGUGAGCACCAUUUAGUCAAUUUUACAAAAUAAAAAUGUUUUAGUUUUUUUUUAAUCAAAGAAAAAAAAAUAAGCAAUUGGUAAAUUGGCAAUAAUAGGUAUCUAAUAUAGUUAAUGUCUUAUUUAGUAAAACAGCUAAUAUUGCAUCUUUUUCUUUGACAUGAUUUUUGUUGACAUAUUGUGAUUUGGCCAAAUCGUCACCAAUAUGCUUCGGUUAAUUUAUUUAGACUCAAAAAAAAAAAAAGAAUAAAGUGAUAAAUCUUUAGUGAAAAAACACACGUCACGUUUUUUUUUAUCAGCGUAUAAAAAAAUCGUUUUUAAUAUAUUAACCUUGAUAUCGGUUGAAGUGCUUACUACAUUUUGCCUUUUCAGUGUCUACAUACUUACUCAAAAUAUUUGAUUUUCUUUGAAAUGUGAUUUUUGUAAUUCUAAUGGUAUUUUCGACUGCCUCCUUUGUAAAUACAAAUAUAUUUUUCAUUUAUUUAUAUUACUAUAUUUAUGUUGAGACGAUUAAAUAUGUGCCUAUAAAUUA